UAGUUUGGAAUUAUAAUUAUGAGCUUUUAUAUUGAAGUUCCUAAUUUAAACCUCGUUUCCUAUAUAAAAGGAAUCUAAAGUCUUUUCCUAUAAAAUAUAUAUGGACAUCAAUUUAGUUAUGUUUAAUUAUAUCCAUAAAGAACAAAAGAAGAGAGUGGGAAGGAGUCUAAUUGUAUUAUUAUACGAAUUUAAGUGAUCAGAGGGAGCUUAUCGAAAAUCUUAGCCGAUCUUGUACAAUGUUUCCUAACCACCAAAGUAACUAUGAUCAUGAUUUGGUACCCCAAAUCUCUUCAAAUCCCCACCAACAAGAUCUGGUUGGAAUAGAUACCAUAGAUAUGGUAGGAGGGCAGACCCAUAAUACGAUAUUCUGUACCCGCGACAACAUUAAUUAUCCGCAACCACAACGACACCAUGAUCACCACAAUAAUAGUGAAAAGAAGAUCUUCCGUAGAGACAAUGAAAGACAAAGAAGGCUACAUAUGACUUUCCUAACAGCAUCACUUCGAUCUCUACUUCCUCAAGAGUUAAUUCAGGGAAAGCGCUCAAUCACCGAUCACAUGCAUGAGGCUGUGAAUUAUAUAAAUUACAUGAAGACUAAGAUUGAAGCUUCAAGAGUCAGAAGAGAUGAUCUCAAAAGUAGUUGUUUCCUUAAUUCGAGCAUUACUCAUCAAAACAUUGAUUGCGAAAUUAGUAGCAAUGUCCAAAAUUGUAAAUCGCAGAACUAUAAUUUGUUAGUUAACAUUAAUAAUAUUAUAGUUCGCCCAUGCUUAGGAGGAAUUCUAGAGAUUGUAAUUAGUAGUCAUUUGCCCCUGUCAAAAGUUCUGCAAGUGUUGCUCCAACAAGGACUUAGCAUUGAAGAGUGUUAUUCUACGAAAGUCAAUGGAAGGCUUAUUCACACUCUAAAGUCUGAGGUUGCCCAUAAUAUGAGUGAAUAUAUUGAUCCACAUGAACUUCAACAAAAGUUGUAUGUUAUAUUCUCAAGUAGUACUACGUCCGAGUGAUGAUUUACGACCAAUAUGAGUAUAAUAUAUAUAUGUGUGUUUCCUGCAUUAUCAUGGAUUAUAGCAAGAGACAUUUGUGAAAAUGCUAAAUUAUUCUUUAUACAGCUUGCUUUGUGCUAAUCAUUAUCAAAUGAUGAUGAUAUGAUACAUCUUACGUUAAAGGUAAUUUCUUUCGGUUUCAUGAGUUUGAGAAGCUCCAAUGAAAUGUGGAUAUUUGUUGUUUUAUGUGUUUGGAUGCGGACAGAUUAUUAUUGUAUCGGCCGAUCAGCGCUACCGCUACACAUAUAAUUUACUUAUCUUGAAUGAGACAAGUGAUUUAUACAGCAUGAAUCUAUUCAUGAUUUUGUGA
This is a messenger RNA of Cannabis sativa, 1350 nucleotides long. RefSeq names its product transcription factor bHLH36-like. The coding region runs from base 237 to 1001 and encodes 254 amino acids. The record is from RefSeq and is a predicted model, not a curated record. Lineage: Eukaryota; Viridiplantae; Streptophyta; Magnoliopsida; Rosales; Cannabaceae. The transcript has 3 exons. Gene Ontology annotation, cellular component: RNA polymerase II transcription regulator complex. Gene Ontology annotation, biological process: regulation of transcription by RNA polymerase II. Gene Ontology annotation, molecular function: protein dimerization activity; DNA-binding transcription factor activity, RNA polymerase II-specific; RNA polymerase II transcription regulatory region sequence-specific DNA binding.